Messenger RNA from Choloepus didactylus (southern two-toed sloth), 939 nucleotides. RefSeq names its product olfactory receptor 51A7-like. The transcript has a single exon. Lineage: Eukaryota; Metazoa; Chordata; Mammalia; Pilosa; Megalonychidae. The record is from RefSeq and is a predicted model, not a curated record. Gene Ontology annotation, biological process: G protein-coupled receptor signaling pathway. Bases 1 to 939 code for a protein of 312 amino acids. Gene Ontology annotation, molecular function: olfactory receptor activity; G protein-coupled receptor activity. Gene Ontology annotation, cellular component: membrane.
AUGCCAGUCUUCAACACCUCAGAAGUGGAAAUCUCUACCUUCUUCCUUAUUGGGAUUCCAGGAAUAGAGUCAGCUCAUAUUUGGUUUUCUAUACUGAUUUGCCUCAUGUACCUCCUUGCCAUCCUGGGGAACUGCACCAUCCUUUUUUUCAUAAAAACAGAGAGCUCUCUGCAUGAGCCUAUGUAUUAUUUCCUCUCCAUGCUGGCAUUUUCUGAUCUGGGACUGACCAUCUCCUCCCUACCAACCAUGCUGAGAGUCUUCUUAUUCAAUGCCACAGGAAUUUCUCCCAAUGCCUGCUUUGCUCAAACAUUUUUCAUUCAUGGAUUCUCAGCUAUGGAGUCAUCAGUACUUCUCAUCAUGUCCACUGAUCGCUUCACAGCCAUCUAUAACCCUUUGCGAUACACUUCUAUUCUUACCAGUGCCAGAGUCAUAAAAAUUGGCCUUAUAUUUCCUGGAUUAAGUAUUUUGUUCAUCCUUCCUUUCCCUUUUAUUCUAAGGAGGCUGAAAUUUUGUAAGAAAAGCCUUUUAUCCCACUCCUACUGCCUCCACCAGGAUGUCAUGAAGCUGGCCUGUUCUGACAACAGGGUCGAAAUCUAUGGUUUCAUUGUGGCUCUUUCAGCUUUGCUAGAAUUGGUAUGCAUUUCUGUGUCUUAUAUACUGAUAUUGAAAAUUGUUCUGGGCAUUGCCUCACAAAAAGGCUGCCUCAAGGUCCUCAACACUUGCACCUCCCACAUCUGUGCUGUUCUCAUCUUCUAUGUACCUAUUGUUACCUUAGCUGCCCUCCAUCAGUUUGCCAAAACUGCUUCUCUAGUCAUCAGAAUCAUUGUUGCUGAUAUCUUCCUUCUGGUUCCCCCUGUAAUGAAUUUCAUUGUGUAUUCUGUGAAGAGUCAGCAGAUUAGAAAUCUGCUCCGAGGGAAGUUAUGUGAGAAACAGGGUUAA